AUGGCUCAGGCUAUCGUGAACUUCGUAGUGCAAAGUCUUGGUCAGUUGCUCCUGGAAGAAGCAGUGUUCUUAUAUGGGGUGAGAGUAAAAGUGUUGCAGCUGCAAACUGAACUAAGGAUGAUGCGGUCUUACUUGCAAGAUGCAGAUAGAAGGCAAGAUGAAAGUGAAAGCCUAAGGAGUUGGAUUUCAGAAAUCAGAGAAGCUGUUUAUGAUUCUGAUGACGUCAUUGAGUCAUAUGUCCUCAAAGAGGCCUCUAGAAGUACUUUGCCAGGUGUGUCAAACCUCAUCAAAAGGUAUGCUUCAAUCAUCAGCCGGUUAAUAGAAAUUCACAUGGUGGGAUCUAAUGUUGAUGAUCUCAUUGCUAAGAUUUCUAGCCUGACAAUGAGUCUUGAAAACUAUGGCAUAAAACAUGAGAAAGGAGAGGCAUCAAAUUCUAUCCAUGGGAGACAGACUUUGAGGAGGUCUUAUUCACAUGUUAUUGAAGAGGACAUAAUUGGUAUUGACGAUGAUGUCAAGAUUUUGGAGUCAUGUUUGGUCAACCCCAACAAAAGGUAUAGAGUAGUGGCCAUUUGUGGAAUGGGGGGAUUGGGGAAGACAACAUUGGCAAAGAAGGUGUACCAUAGUCUUGAUGUGAGGAACAAUUUUGAGAGCUUGGCUUGGGCUUACAUAUCACAGCACUGCCAAGCAAGGGAUGUGUGGAAAGGAAUUUUGUUUAGGUUGAUCUCUCCUUCCCAAGAACAAAGACAGGAAAUUGACAAUUUGAGAGAUGAGGAGCUUGCAAGGAUGCUUUACGAAGUUCAAGUGGAGAAGAGUUGCUUAGUAGUCCUUGAUGAUAUUUGGAAUGUAGACACAUGGAACAAACUGAAGCCUGCGUUCCCUAUUGGAAGAUCACUGUCAACAGUUGGUAGCAAAAUAUUGCUUACUUCUCGAAACAUUGAUGUUGCAUUGCAGAUGGAUCCUAGUUGUUAUCUUCACACUCCAAAAUGUUUGGAUGAAGUUGAUAGCUGGGAAUUGUUCCGAAAGAAGGCAUUUCCACAAAGUGAUGAUCCAGUUGUUUAUCACAUUGAUGAACUUGCUAGUCUAAAUCUUUUAAAGAACUUGACAUUCUUUCUCGUGAUUGAUGAAGAAUGCAGAGUGGAAAUUUAA
Messenger RNA from Sphenostylis stenocarpa, 1146 nucleotides. NCBI's taxonomy places the organism in Eukaryota, Viridiplantae, Streptophyta, Magnoliopsida, Fabales, Fabaceae. The record is from the annotation of a GenBank genome assembly.